GAUUUUGGGCGUUCGGCAGUUUUGGCGCACCGCCGAUGGCCUUCCGCCUCGCUUUAGCUUUCUGCGCCGCAGCGGCGCAGCUUUCCCGCGCGCCGGAUGCGCUGCAGGAUGCCGUGGAGGGCAUUGCCGGCCUGAUGCGGCGCUUUGAGGAGCUGCAGCCCGCCAUCGCGCAGGCGCAGCUGGCGCCGGGGGAGCUGCAGCAGGUCUCCGAGCCCGCGCAGAAGCUGCACGAGCGGUUCGAGGCCAUCCAGCGGAGACUCCAAGUCGAUGCGGGGCCCGACUUGGAGGAGGAGGCGAUCAAUUUCCACCGAGACCUGGCCGUCUUUGUGCACGGCGUGGCCCGGCGCAUCGGCCCACCGUCGCCUGGAGCGCCCGGCCUCGCGCCGGCCGCGCUCGGCGACUCGCGCGGCGCCGCGCUCGGCGGCCUGGGGGCCGCCGGCGCCGGCGCCGGCGCCGCCGGGGCCGGGGCUUCGGCGGCGACGGAGCGGCGCUUGCAGAAGGCCAUGCAGGACAUCCAGUCCGGCAUGCAGCGGUUCGAGGCGUUGCACCCCAAGCUGCCCAGCCUGCCGCAGCAGGUCUUCGACCCCCUGGCGACCCAAGCGCAGCGGCUCCACGAGGAGUUCCUUCGGCUGCAGCAGAAGGGCAUCCAGCUGUCAGGCGGGCAGAUGCUGGAGGCGCAGGCGGUGCCCUACGCGGAGGAGCUGGAGUCCUACGUCUCCAGGCAGCUGUCCUUCGUGGGGGACGCGGAGCAGCAGGUGAGGCAGACGGCCGGUGGCGGCGCUUUCGGCGGUGCCUUUGGUACGGGCUACCAGGGCAUGCUGGGCACCCCUCUGACUGGCUCGCCGCCCUUGGGCGGCUCGCCGCCGUUGGGCGGAUCGCAGCCCUUGGGCGGAUCGCAGCCCUUGGGCGGACAGCCCUCCGUGCAGAUGCCGCCUUUGCAGGGCCAGGCUGCGAGCGCCGUGGGGCAGGUGACUCCAGCCACCGACAAGCGCCUUGGCUCGGUGAUCGAUGGGGUCAUCCGCCUCAUGCAGGAGUUCCAAGGCCUGGCGCCGCAGCUGGCGCAGAUCCCACAGGCGCUCGGGCCCCUGGCGAACACCGGCACCCAGCUGGACGCCAAGUUCAAGGAGCUGCAGCGCCGGGGCACGGAGAUCGCAGGGGACAGCUCCAGGCCGAUGAUGGAGAAGGAUGCGAGCCAAUACCUGCAGGACAUGGAGGCCUUCCAUGCAGAGCAGGAGAGGUAUGUCGAGCAGGCAAAGCAGCUGCUGAAGUCAUCGCCUGCACCAGGCCUAGGCGCCUCUGGCGGGCUGGGCAGUGCGAGACUUGAAGAUCUCAGAGGUCCGGGUCCCAGCGUGGCACCCAUGCCGGCCUUCGGUGGGCUGCGCCCGUCCUUCGAGACGGGGGCGUCCCCCAGCGUGGCGCCCGGCUUCGGUGGGCUGCCUGGCGGCCUCGGCGGUGGCCUCGGCAGCGGCUUCGGCGGCGGCUUCGGCGGCUUGAAGCCGUCGCCGGCUGCCGGCUUUGGGGCGAGAAGAGCCGCAUUGGAGGCGCCCGGGCUCGGAAGCCUGGAGGAGAUGGGGCGAGUCAAGCUCAACACGGCGGUGCUGCCAAAGAAUGGCAUCGGCGUGUGCAGCGCCGGCGGGUGCAGCCUGCCAGAAAGGUAAAGGAGUGCCCUACAUCUCCCAGUGCGCCGCGACGUACGAGCGCCCUCAAUUGAGUUCGGAGAACCGCUGCGCAACGCAGAUGGGAAGUUUCAGGAACCCGACAGCCGAACAAAUUCCAGCUCGGCCCGGCAUAGGCGUGUACCGCGUGUCGCUUUCUUGGGGAUUUCGCCCAGUUCAGGGUCACGUGUUUUCUCAUUGAGGGACCCCCAAAAGGGCUCCCUCGUUCAAUCAGAGUGACUGGGUUGAGA
This is a messenger RNA of Effrenium voratum, 1906 nucleotides long. The record is from the annotation of a GenBank genome assembly. Lineage: Eukaryota; Dinophyceae; Suessiales; Symbiodiniaceae.